Chanos chanos (milkfish) is the source of this 2434-nucleotide messenger RNA. It is a transcript of the gene igf2bp3, whose product is annotated as insulin-like growth factor 2 mRNA binding protein 3. The transcript has 16 exons. NCBI's taxonomy places the organism in Eukaryota, Metazoa, Chordata, Actinopteri, Gonorynchiformes, Chanidae. The coding region runs from base 193 to 2013 and encodes 606 amino acids. The record is from RefSeq and is a predicted model, not a curated record. Gene Ontology annotation, molecular function: RNA binding.
AUAGGGGAAAAAAACUAUCGCACAGCCACGGCGAGCCCGUCCAUCAGAUACCUUGGCAGCUUGGGCUGAUUGGGAGAACACUCCCAGCCCCACCGCUGAGCAAUAGUGUGGUCCUCUCCAAACACUGCCCAUCUGAGAGACGCGAUUUUGGGCUACUCUCAACAACACGUUCACUCUCUCCGGUGCAGCAAUAUGAAUAAGCUCUAUAUAGGCAACGUGAGUGAGAAGGCGAGCGCGCUUGACUUGGAAACUAUCUUCGAACAGUGGAAGAUACCUUUCAGCGGGCCGUUUCUCGUUAAAACUGGUUACGCGUUCGUGGAUUGCCCAGACGAAAAGAUAGCAAUGAAGGCCAUUGACACUCUUUCAGGUAAAGUAGAACUACAUGGGAAACGUCUAGAGGUGGAACACUCGGUCCCUAAGCGACAAAGGAGCUGUAAGCUGCAGAUCAGGAAUAUUCCACCUCACAUGCAAUGGGAGGUUUUGGAUGGGUUAUUGGCUCAGUAUGGAACAGUCGAGAGCUGUGAGCAAGUCAACACAGACUCAGAGACUGCUGUGGUCAAUGUUCGUUACGCUGCCAAGGACCAGGCCAGACAGGCGCUGGAGAAGUUGAACGGGUUCCUGAUGGAGAACUACGCCCUGAAGGUGACAUAUAUUCCAGAUGAGAGUGUCACAACUGACACCUCUUCCCUGGGUGGUCGGAGGGGUUUUCCAGCGCGAGGACCCCCCCCUCGACAAGGCUCCCCUUCGUUAGGUGCGAGGCCCAGACUGCAGUCUGACGUCCCCCUGCGCAUUCUGGUCCCCACUCAGUUCGUAGGAGCCAUCAUUGGCAAGGAGGGCGCCACCAUUCGCAACAUCACCAAACAGACUCAUUCUAAGAUUGACAUCCACCGUAAGGAGAAUGCAGGAGCAGCAGAAAAACCCAUCACCAUCCACUCCACUCCUGAGGGCUGCAGCUCAGCAUGCCGCAGUAUCAUGGAAAUCAUGCAGAAAGAGGCACUCGACACCAAAUUCACUGAAGACAUUCCACUGAAGAUACUGGCCCAUAAUAACUUUGUUGGGCGGCUGAUCGGAAAAGAAGGACGGAACUUGAAGAAAAUAGAGGCUGAUACUGAGACAAAGAUCACCAUCUCUCCUCUGCAGGACCUGACUCUGUAUAAUCCAGAGCGGACGAUCACAGUGAAGGGAUCCACAGAGGCCUGUGCCAAAGCAGAGGAGGAGAUUAUGAAGAAAAUCCGCGAGUCCUAUGAAAAUGACAUUGCUGCUAUGAAUCUGCAGUCUAAUCUGAUUCCUGGAUUGAAUUUGAAUGCACUAGGGCUUUUUCCAGGAGGUGCUUCAGGUGGAAUGACUCCCUCUAUGGUGGCCACACCCCCUACAGGGCCUCAAGCCACCUAUCCACCAUUUGGGUGCAGCGCGUUGGGAAGUGAGGUGCCAAUCUGGGCCUCUACGCUGUCCUUUAGCGGCCCAGCCCUAUCUCAGCAGGUGGAGUCUGAAACUGUUCACCUGUUCAUUCCUGCCCUUGCUGUGGGUGCCAUCAUUGGGAAACAGGGACAGCAUAUUAAACAGCUCAGCAGGUUUGCAGGAGCAUCAAUCAAAAUUGCCCCUGCCGAAGGGAUGGAUGCCAAGCAGAGAAUGGUCAUCAUCGCUGGUCCACCAGAGGCUCAGUUUAAGGCUCAGGGUCGUAUCUUUGGGAAGCUGAAGGAGGAAAACUUCUUUGGCCCAAAGGAGGAGGUGAAACUGGAGGCUCACAUCAAAGUGCCAUCAUUCGCUGCUGGGAGGGUCAUUGGCAAAGGAGGCAAAACGGUGAACGAGUUGCAGAACCUGACAAGCGCAGAGGUUGUUGUUCCACGUGACCAGACACCAGACGAGAAUGACCAGGUGGUUGUGAAAAUCACGGGGCACUUCUAUGCAAGCCAGCUGGCCCAAAGGAAGAUCCAGGAGAUUCUGUCUCAGGUGCGACGGCAGCAGCAGCCUAAAGCCCCGCCCACUGGCCAACCAAUGGCCAGGAGGAAGUAAAAUGACUGCGUCUCCACGGAGAUGAACGGGAACUGGGACUUGCCCAUCUCAGGGGUUAGGGGUCAGCCUGACUGCCCUGCCCACUUUCAUGAGCCCGUGCUCCCGGUGUUUCUGUGAGAAUGUCCUCAACUGUCCUUUGUUUCUGUUACUUUUCCUUUUGUUAACAUCAAAAGAAAAGAGUUGAAAAAUAGCCUCCCCUUCACUGCCCUGGUGUGGUAACUGCACAAUCUCACAACAGUUUGUUUUUGUUUUUUUGGGGGGUUUUUUUGUUUGUUUGUGGGGUUUUUUGGUGAAUUGGUCAAAUGGAGUCAUGAGUUUACGGGGUAUAAGUUAAGGCAUUGCUCUCCUAGCCCCUGUAAGGCUGUGGGUGGGCGGGGUUAUAGGUGUGGCUUAGGCGAUGUGUGAUCAGAAUGGGACUGAA